AUGGGAGAAUAUAAGGUAAUAAUCACAAUUGUGCACCCAUACAUCCAAGUGAAUAGCAGAGGUAACAAUAAGACUGUCCAGUUGAAGGCUUAUGCACUGCUGGUGGUUCCAGGAUUUAGCUCCAGUGGUGGGGGUUUUUUAGAUUCAUCGAGUGACACCGAUCACAUUCAACCAAACACAAAGCUGGAGCUACCAUUCUGGCUUGCCACCGCACUAUGUAACAGACGACGUCAUAUUGUGGCUGUUGACAUGCCUAAACAAUAUAAAGAGGGUUACAGGGAGAUUCUCACUGCAGAUGCCAAUGUCGUUGAUCUUCACAAACUUGGUCCAUAUUACUAUACUUUUGGUUCACAUUUAUUGUGUUUCGAGCUUCCUGAAACGCCUGACAUUGCCAAGUCGCUGUUACAGACAUUCCAGUCUAGAUUAAGAAAGAUCAUGGAUGCCUCCCAAAAUGCAUAUUAUGAGGAUACAACAAAUUUGACUGCAAAAUUAGAUGAGAUGGAAAGGGACCUUUUUAAAUGUGGCCAACAAGGACUCAGAGAUUUUCAACGAUGGGAAACAAGAGCCUCAGAACAAUUGAAAACGUCUGAAAUGGUUAUUAACCACAGGAAAAGAAAGAGAGCUGUCAUGGAGGAGACUUCCUAGUUUGAUGACCUUGAUGUUAUGGCUGGGUUUACAGUUACCAACUCCAAUUAUUCUAGACUUUU
Molecule: messenger RNA, 707 nt
Organism: Lingula anatina
Lineage: Eukaryota; Metazoa; Brachiopoda; Lingulata; Lingulida; Lingulidae
Product: DNA replication complex GINS protein PSF3
Biological process (GO): mitotic DNA replication initiation
Cellular component (GO): GINS complex
Source: RefSeq, a predicted model, not a curated record